This is a messenger RNA of Amoebophrya sp. A120, 184 nucleotides long. The record is from the annotation of a GenBank genome assembly. NCBI's taxonomy places the organism in Eukaryota, Dinophyceae, Syndiniales, Amoebophryaceae.
ACGAGAUCCUAACGAAGGAAGAACUGGAGCAGUAUCGGCGAGAAUUUGGAAGUGACCCAGCGAUGGGGUUGCCAAGCUGGUUAGCGGCGCACGUCCACCUCUGUCACCCGACAACAGGCCCGCGAAAUUCAGAAGCAGAUCACGAGCGCAGGGACAUCAUAACGAAAAUGAACAAGGAAAAAGA